GUAACUUGGUUUUAAUAAAGUGAAACGUUGCGUGGGCUCGCAAUGCCACGUACCUCGCGGCCCCGUGAUCCUGCUGCCACGAGCAUGUGACCGCAUUUGAGACGCUCACAUGGCCGCCGCGGCGAUCCGCUUUUAGUUGGGAGCGAGCGAAAGCGUCCGGAGGAGCCGACGAGCGCAGCGAGGCCGCGCGGCGCCCUGAUCCGCUCUCAUCAUGGCGAACGGCGGGCAGAAAGUUGUGCUGAUCACCGGCUGCUCCUCCGGCAUCGGCCUGAGAAUCGCCGUCACGCUGGCCAGAGAUGAGAAGAAGCGUUACCAUGUCAUCGCGACCAUGCGGGACCUGAAGAAGAAGAGCAAGCUCGUGGAGGCGGCGGGAGACGCGUACGGGAAGAACUUGGUGUUGCUGCCGCUGGACGUGUGCAGCGACGAAUCGGUCAAGCAGUGCAUCAACAGCGUGAACGACCGCCAUAUUGACAUCUUGAUAAACAACGCAGGCGUGGGCUUGCUGGGCCCCGUGGAGAGCAUCAGCAUCGAUGAGAUGAAGAGAGUGUUCGAGACCAACUUCUUCGGCGUCGUGCGCAUGAUCAAAGAGGUGAUGCCGGACAUGAAGAAGAGGCGGUCCGGACACAUCGUGGUCAUGAGCAGCGUCAUGGGUCUUCAGGGAGUUGUGUUCAACGACGUUUACACUGCUUCCAAGUUUGCCAUGGAGGGCUUUUGCGAGAGCAUGGCCGUGCAGCUGAUGAAGUUCAACGUCAGGUUGUCGAUGAUCGAGCCCGGUCCGGUGCACACGGAGUUUGAGACGAAGAUGAUGGAGGACGUGGCCAAGAUGGAGUAUCCGGGCGUGGACGCCGACACGGUUCGUUACUUUAAAGACGUUUACCUGCCGUCAUCGAUAGAUAUCUUCGAAGCCAUGGGUCAGACGCCGGAGGACAUAGCCAAAUGCACUAAGAAGGUGAUCGAGUCGAGCAGCCCCCGCUUCAGGAAUCUGACCAACAGCCUGUACACCCCCGUCGUGGCCCUGAAGUACGCCGACGAGACCGGCGGUCUGUCCGUCAACACCUUCUACAACCUGCUUUUUAAUUUUGGACCUCUCAUGCACAUCACCAUGAGCAUCCUCAAGUGCCUGACGUGCAGUUGCCUGCGCCGACGCACCGUUUCGCCUAACUGAGAACCUUUGCCCCCCUUUCCACCCUUCUAGCUGGGCAACCAGAAUCAGUCGUUACGCAAAGAAAAAAAAAAAGAGAAGAAGGCACCUUGAUCCGACAGUGUACGGUACAUGAACAGAUACAUAAAUAUAAUUUUAUUGAAAAUGAGAACAGUCGUCAGGGCUUUAGUCAUCGCUGCAGCGAGGGAUGAACUUUAGGAAACGCACAAAGGCCCCCGGACACUCGACAAAGCACACAGAUGAACUCAGUUGCAGAGAGAAGCAAAGUAACUAUCGUAAUAAUAAUUUAUAAAAAAUAAAAAUAAAACACAUAAUAACGCGUAGCCUAGCAGAGGUGUGAACUGGAUCAGGAAGAAUAAAUGUCAUCGCGUGGCGCCCCCUAACGUCACGUUUGUCGUAACUGCUGUGGAAUCAGAAUGUUGAUGAAUUUGAAUCGUGUUGCUUUUCGAGGCUUCUUGGGGUCAAAUCGCAUAUUUUAAAAUUUUUCAAACUGAUUUUUCUAAUUAAAUACAAAUCUGAUUGACCCUUUACAGGCACACAUUUGAGAAGAAGUCUAAAGUUGUUGUUGUUUUUUCGUGUUUUUUUUGGAGUUUUUAUUUGUCCACGUGCCAGUUUGCCUCGCUGUGAGGCUCCUCUCUGAGCGAUAGGUGGCAAUAUUUCACAACCUUUCCCUCAGAGAGUCACCAAGGAUCAUCAGCAAGUGGACAGAUUCAUAUGUAAUUCCUGAAAUGAGACGCGGCUUGUCCAAUAAGAAUAAUAAUGAUCAUCAUAGCCAAUAAUACAAUUAUUAUUAUUUCUUGGUGCCCUUCAGGGCACUCAUGGACAUUCUACAAAAAUAUUAACAAAGACCACAGGAAUAAAACUAAUACGUUAAAAAUGUCAACUAUCAUGCAAUCAAUUUUCAAUUGAAGUGAUGAAUAACAGUUAGACAAAAGGAAAGUUGAGUGGAUAUAAAAUGCAAUAAACUGGAAUAUGUGUAUAAAAACAGAUAAGAGUGCAAGUAAUUGCGUGGGAAUUAGCUUAAAGUUAGUUGUGAAUUCAGGACAUCUAUAUUAUCUAGCAACAAAAAAAAUAUAUAUAAUCAAAAGAAAGAUGGUGUAUUCCUGUAUCCUCUUAUGUCUGCAUAUCAUAAAAUAAAUGUAUAUUUGAUGGUGAUUUGCUAAAACAA
Molecule: messenger RNA, 2330 nt
Organism: Phycodurus eques (leafy seadragon)
Lineage: Eukaryota; Metazoa; Chordata; Actinopteri; Syngnathiformes; Syngnathidae
Gene: rdh8a
Product: retinol dehydrogenase 8a
Exons: 6
Coding region: 212-1165 (317 amino acids)
Biological process (GO): estrogen biosynthetic process
Cellular component (GO): cytoplasm
Molecular function (GO): estradiol 17-beta-dehydrogenase [NAD(P)+] activity
Source: RefSeq, a predicted model, not a curated record